AUGGACGUGCUGCUAAGUAUGCUUCAGCGAGAGGCGUACAAUCGUGUACCUAAUGGCGGAUUGAGGAGGUGGUUAAUCCACGGCGGGAAGGAGGGCGCGGAGGUUUUCAAAGAGGAACGUAGGACUGGGCCACUGAUUACACGGGCUCGAACAUCUGCCGCAUCAAUGAGGCCUCCAAACCAACGAAACGUCGUGAGGAAUGAUUCGGUUCCAAAAUGGCGGUCAUUGGAACCCACAGAUGGAUGCGCAGGUGCAAGAUAG
Messenger RNA from Laccaria bicolor S238N-H82, 261 nucleotides. RefSeq lists its product as uncharacterized. The record is from RefSeq and is a predicted model, not a curated record. The transcript is spliced from 2 exons. Lineage: Eukaryota; Fungi; Basidiomycota; Agaricomycetes; Agaricales; Hydnangiaceae. The coding region runs from base 1 to 261 and encodes 86 amino acids.